AUCUCAUGCAUGGCUGCCAGUAAUGGUCUACUGGGUGUCAGCUUUUAUUGGCACGGCACAAAGACAGUGCCAAGGGCUUGGUGGCUCGACUCCCCGCUGCAGACUCGGCCUGUGGAUAAAAGCAAGCAAAAUGCCUCAGUCGAGCUCAGAGACAUAGUCAUGUUGGGCUGGAACGAGGAAGUGCAGUGGAGAGGGGAGGGACUGAGGGCGCAGCUCCAUGGGGCCGCCGCGGCGCUGCGACCUUCUGCACAUGGAGCCGGGGAGAGUUGGAAGAACUUCAUACUGCAAACUCAAGGAAUAGCAGAGUACUUGCACCGCAUGGAGACAGAGGAGGCCCAGGAAAUGGCCCAGAUGCCAGGCAGGGACAGCCCUCCUGCCAACGAAGUGGCGGAGGAGGCGGAGGAGCCCAUGGCCGUCCCGGAGGACCUGUCAUCCGGCUCCACCCACCAGCAGAACAACAGAGGGGACAAAGCCUGUAACAUUAAAGUUGAGGCUCGCAGUGAUGAGGAGAAUGGGCUGGCCUGUGACAUGAAUGGCGUGGAGGAGGAGGAGUGCGCGGAAGACUUGCGCGUGAUCGAUGCCUCCGGGGCCAAGGUGAACGGCUCUCAGCCGAGCCCCGAAGCCAAGGCCUUCUCCUCGGCCGGCGGUAUCCGGCUGCCCAACGGGAAGCUCAAGUGCGAUAUCUGUGGGAUAGUUUGCAUUGGUCCCAAUGUGUUGAUGGUGCACAAGCGAAGCCACACUGGUGAACGUCCUUUCCAGUGCAGCCAGUGCGGCGCCUCUUUUACUCAGAAGGGCAACCUCCUGCGUCACAUCAAGCUCCAUUCGGGGGAGAAACCCUUUAAGUGUCACCUGUGCAGCUACGCCUGUCGCAGGAGGGACGCCCUCACCGGCCAUUUACGCACCCACUCGGUUGGAAAACCCCACAAGUGUGCUUACUGUGGGCGGAGCUACAAGCAGCGCAGCUCUCUAGAGGAGCACAAGGAACGGUGUCACAACUACCUCCAGUGCAUGGGGCUGCAGAACAACAUCUACACAGUAGUAAAGGAAGAAAGCAACCAGAAUGAGCAGAGGGAAGACUUAAGCCAGACGGGAUCUGACAGAGCCUUGGUGCUAGACAGACUAGCUAAUAAUGUAGCUAAACGUAAGAGCACUAUGCCACAGAAGUUUGUGGGUGACAAGCGUCUGUCCGACCUCUCCUACGACGGAGGACCGGGGGAGCUCAUUCAGCCCCAUGUCAUCGACCAGGCCAUCAACAGCGCCAUCAGCUACCUGGGCGCCGAGUCGCUACGGCCUCUGGUUCAGACCUCCCCGGCCUCCUCCUCUGAUGUUGGCCUGGGCUCCAUGUACCCCCUGCAUAAGCCGCCGCCCGAGGGCCACGUGGGGACGGCCCUGUCCGCCAAAGACAGCGCGGCCGAGAACCUCCUGCUGCUGUCCAAGUCCAAGUCGGCCUCCAGCGAGAAGGACGGCUCGCCCAGCCACAGCGGCCAGGACUCCACAGACACCGAGAGCAACAACGAGGACCGGCCCACGGGGGCUGCCGCCGGCCUCAUCUACCUGACCAAUCACAUCACCUCGGGGGUGAGGAACGGCGUGCUCCCCCUGGUGAAGGAGGAGCAGCAGAGGCAGUACGAGGCCAUCCGGGCCAGCAUGGAGAUGGCCUCGGAGGGGUUCAAGGUGGUGACGUCGGACGGAGAGCAGGUGAGGGCGUACCGCUGCGAACACUGCCGCGUUCUGUUCCUGGACCACGUCAUGUACACCAUUCACAUGGGCUGCCACGGCUUCAGAGACCCCUUCGAGUGCAACCUCUGCGGUCACCGGAGCCAAGACCGAUACGAGUUCUCCUCCCACAUAACACGAGGGGAGCAUCGCUACUGAGCCACGUGAAGACCAGAUCACACACACUGUCACACAGACAGACAUGCUAAGAAGUCAGACUCAUGCACAUGAAAUAAAUUUAUAGAAAAACAUCAUGUAAGAUACACUGUUAACCCCAAAAAGCUGUGUUUUUAUACAAAGUAUGCAUGAUUGUUGACACAUAAAUGUAUGCAAAUAUGAAGAAGUCCAUUUAUUUUCAUUUGAAGGAGUUGAAAAGAAGGAGCUUUCUUCACCUGUCUGUUUAAAGAAACAAAAAAAUAAUGUUCGGAAAUAAAAGAAGACAUCCUACAAAGGUGUUAUACAAACCAUAUAUACAGUUGCCUCUUGUAUACAAUGUACAAAUGCAUUUAUUCUUUUGGAAAACCAGGCAGCAACUUUUUUUUUUUCUAGUUUUAGAAUAAAAGUAAUGAAAAGAUUUAAGAAUAUCUGCACUGAAGCAUCUACAAUAUGAAGAAAAGAUUCUCUGCUGCAAUCACUUUCAUGCAGGCGACCAUAAUAUUGGUAUCAAAUCCUACCGAUACAAAUUUUGCAAUCAAUGUACAGUAGAAAACCUGAUCCUCACUUAGUCCAAACCUGUUCUUGUAUUUGUAAUAACUCAUUAUUUAUAUCUCAUUUGCCUUUACAUUUGCCUGUCUGUUUUUUCUAUUUAUUACAGUGGUUGCUGUUUGUCUGUAGAGUAGUUCUAAAAGCUGGAACCUUUGUUGUUUUUUUUUUUUUUUUUCAAUCCUUUCAAUUGUAUUAAAUGUAUUUGAGAAGAAAACACGAUUACUGCUGCUGGAAGGUAUUUUUAGUUUUAUGAGAAGACAAUGUUAUCCCUGGCCUUUGUUUUGUACCUGAUGGCUGAGAUUUGUUUCACACACAAAACGUGAGUCAUCGGAGGUUUGUGGGAGCUUCUUGCUUGCAGAAAUAUCAAUAAAGGAUAUUUUAUAUAUGCACGAA
Messenger RNA from Sphaeramia orbicularis (orbiculate cardinalfish), 2814 nucleotides. It is a transcript of the gene ikzf1, whose product is annotated as IKAROS family zinc finger 1 (Ikaros). Lineage: Eukaryota; Metazoa; Chordata; Actinopteri; Kurtiformes; Apogonidae. The coding region runs from base 10 to 1875 and encodes 621 amino acids. Gene Ontology annotation, biological process: regulation of transcription by RNA polymerase II. The transcript has 8 exons. The record is from RefSeq and is a predicted model, not a curated record. Gene Ontology annotation, molecular function: DNA-binding transcription factor activity; RNA polymerase II cis-regulatory region sequence-specific DNA binding.